CUGUAGCGCAAGCUACCACCAGCAUGAGCACUGUCACAUCAUGCUUUAAAAAUUGAAGAAGUGAAGAGCGUGCCCGAACAUUUUAGUCUCUACUCCCUUGCACGCAAGUCACUACACAUAUUCGUGUGUCGUAAACGAAGAUAGCGGCAUUGUUUUAGAUUCCACGUGCAAAUGUAGAAUUGGCUGUUUAUUUGAAGAAGGUAUGCACCAGUGACAAUGGUAUUUGCACGGACAGCCGCGACGCAGGCGGUUGUUGUAUAAUACAGCCGAAACAUCUGGGGCAGACAGGGCACUCAUUUCAAAUAAUCUCAAACUGUACUGUGCAAUGAAGAAAAGAAGAUAUUGCCAACCAUUUUGAACAUUUGCAAUGUUAAGGAAACAGGUAACAGAACAAUGCAACACAUUCUGCAGAGGAGAAAACUUCACCAACUUCAGCUUGCUUGGGCAGCCGUGGCAGUUGUUGCUCUGUCGCUUGCUUUCUGCAGCGCUCUAUUUACUGCAUGGACAUGGGGACAGACGCGGGACAUGUCUCAAUCAUUCAGAACUCUGCAAGACCGUCUGAAACAAUUAAGUGCCCAGCGUGAUACUAUUGUCCAGCUCUUACUGGAGAGGAGAGGUUUGCUGGAGGGCCACAGGGUGAAAAGAGAUGGUGGAACUGGAAGAGGAAAGUCAGGAAAUGGAAAAAAAUCUGCGUCUCAUUUUGAAAUACAUUCCGUUCAGCAAGUGGGUGAUGAUGGGGCUAUUAAAGGCUGGACUGAGGAGCUGCUGAAUAUGAGUGUGAGCAAGGCAGUGCGGUAUGACCCUGACACCGGCACCUUCAAGGUGGAGAGAAGUGGAGUUUACUUCUUGUACUGCCAGGUGCAAUUUAAUGAGAACCAGAGUCUCUAUGUGAAGCUAGUGGUGUCCGUGAACAAGGUCAAUAAGCUGCAGUGCAUGGAGGGAUACGGGACCACACCUUCCUCUGGCUCACACCUGUUCCACUUUCUCAAGCCAUGUCAGGUGUCAGGACUGUUGAGGCUGGAAAGAGGGGCAGAGCUGAAGGCCUCCACAGUUAAAUCGUACCAGCUGCACCCUGUUGGAAAGCACUACUUUGGUCUUUUUAAGGUUAACUGAGGGGCAAUACCACUCAAUGUCUGUGGGCAGCCCUGAGCUAAACCUGUCUUGACAAAUCCAGUCCUACAUCAUGUGUGGUUGUGCCUGCAACCACCCUGAAAACCCAAACCUUUGAGCUUGGAUACAUGUUUUUGGACAAUAUCAAUACCAAUUUCUGUCUAAAAUAGGUGGAGCCAGCAAUUUCACAACAGUGAUGUCAUUUUGCCAGGAGCUCUGAGCUUUUCCUUUUUCUGUCACCUUGAACUAUUGCUCCUAUGUAACAAUAUGAAUGUAUCAGCAAUGUCAGAGCAGUGUUGUGGGAGGGAACACAGCUUAAUCAGUUAACCUCUUAAAAUUGUAAUGAUUAUGAUCUUUUGCCUUUCAGGCUCUCCUUAGCCGUUUACUUCUUGACUCUAGGCCAGUGGUUCCCAACCCUUUUUCUGGAGAUCUACUGUCCUGUAGUUUUCCACUCCAACCCUAACAAAGCACACCUCAUUUAACAGCUAGAGGUCUUGUUGAGCUGCUAUUUGGUAGAAUGAGCUGUGCCAAAUUAGGGUUGUUAUGAAAACCUAUCAAACACCUAAUACCUUCAGGAACAGGAUUGGGAACCACUGCACUAGGCAAUGUUAUGUUAUGCAGACACUGAUUACUGUAAAUCCUGUGUGAAGAAUCACAUUAAAAUGAGAUAUUAAACAUUUGGACAGUGUACAUAGGGGUAGUGCAUGUCGAAAUGGACUAAUGGUUAGUAAGGAUUUGUCAUGAGCAGUUAUUUGUAUACAUUCCAUUUUUUUAUUUCUACCUAUUUUCUGGUAUGAAUUUGCAUAGCUUUAUUUUUAUAAUACAAAAAACCAAAGACAAUUAAAAGUAACUGAACCAAGAA
Messenger RNA from Conger conger (European conger), 1972 nucleotides. RefSeq names its product TNF superfamily member 12 (gene tnfsf12). Bases 394 to 1113 code for a protein of 239 amino acids. Lineage: Eukaryota; Metazoa; Chordata; Actinopteri; Anguilliformes; Congridae. Gene Ontology annotation, cellular component: membrane. Gene Ontology annotation, molecular function: receptor ligand activity; tumor necrosis factor receptor binding. Gene Ontology annotation, biological process: immune response. The record is from RefSeq and is a predicted model, not a curated record. The transcript is spliced from 6 exons.